AUGGCAGGAAUGGGUUUCAGGUCGCAAAUACUUGAGAAUACGAGGUCAAAAUUACGCAGGCCGUUGCGAGCCGCUCAGCCAACACAGACGACGAAAGGUCAACAAUUUGGAACUUUUUACUGCGCCAAAAAUGUUUACCUUGCUAGCGCCCUUCCUACAAAGGCGCAGCGUGUCCACACUGAAGUUGGCCUUGGCUUUAUCCAACGGCUGCCUAACACCCAGGAGACGCAACCGUGCGAGUCUUACUCGGGGAGGGGCCGUGAAGGGCCGUACCGUCAGAACAUAAUGAAGAUUGAGAAAGCCAGAAACGUUGGGAAAAUUCGCAAGAUGUGCAAUGAGUUGGGAAGACCUAAGAUUCUACCGACAAACCCACGAUGUUCCAAGGUAACUAUGGUCCUCGCCAAUGCUGAUGGAACUCUUCUUGUUGAUCCGAAAUGUACGAAACUUCGGUGCAAUUUACUACUCACGAGAUCAUCAGAGUCGCCUCUCUUCAUGGCGGAUGCGAUCAUUGCUGUUGGUCUCGCGUCGCGAAGUUUACCAAACUCGCAGCGUCUCACUCAAUCCCUCCAUCGUGGAGGUUUGUCAUCAUUGACACGGGAACAAAGCCCUGCUUUCGUCGAGAGCUUGGCGGGGAAGAAGCAUGGGCGUUCCGGAAUCUGGAGUUGGUACUUAUCACUUAGUGGCAGAAUUGACAUUACGACGUUUGGUGAGAUAAUAAAGUCAAUUGGCAACGGCCGCCGGUUCGGCGCGUCCAGGCACGGGCUCCAGAGUCCAGCUUUUGGUUUUCGCCGGCCCAUUCUGUUGACAGCCCUAUCCCAGCCCCUCAAGCCCCGAAGACUCGAAAGUCAAAGCAACGAUAAAACCAACUGUCGACAGACGCACGUCCAGAUGCAUAAAUGUGGCACCUCACACAACACGCUUUUGAGCCUCAUCUUUUUCCGCUGCUGUUUCACGGCCCAUCCCAUCUACAUGUAUCCACAAGCCGCGCGAGAGUCGCAGGGUACUUCAUUGCACAUGAUCUUGGGAAUAAAAUACCAAAAAGAGGUCACGAAGAGGACCGUUAUUGGAUGCUUUGGCAUGAUCGCUUUCCUGGUACCGCCAUCUAUAAACAACAUUUGCUGUCAUCCCAUCAAAUGUCUUGGAACGGAUCCUGAUGAGACUCUCGUUUUACCAGGAGGCUGGCUUGAGGUUCCUGGAUACUCCGGAUCUCUUUAUGAUCGGAGAGAACUUCCAGAUUCUGCCGCGUGUAAAAAAUGGCCCGUCUUGCCUCUGCAAUUUCAAUCCAAACGUUUCCAUCUACUACCUUCCUCAUUCGAAGGCAAAUGCGCGUCCCAGUCCUCAAUGAAGAGACCAAAUACUGAUAUCAGAACAACUUAG
This is a messenger RNA of Colletotrichum lupini, 1377 nucleotides long. RefSeq lists its product as uncharacterized. The transcript is spliced from 15 exons. The coding region runs from base 1 to 1377 and encodes 458 amino acids. Lineage: Eukaryota; Fungi; Ascomycota; Sordariomycetes; Glomerellales; Glomerellaceae. The record is from RefSeq and is a predicted model, not a curated record.